Porites lobata is the source of this 552-nucleotide messenger RNA. NCBI's taxonomy places the organism in Eukaryota, Metazoa, Cnidaria, Anthozoa, Scleractinia, Poritidae. The record is from the annotation of a GenBank genome assembly.
AUGAUUCGACAUCCCAGCAACACGAUUGUGGGCGGCCCCUCGGGGUGCGGGAAAUCCACCUGGACGCGUGGGUUUUUGCGCCACGCCGAGACGUUGAUGCACCCCCCUCCUCGGGUGAAGCAUUACUGUUAUGGGGCGUGGCAACCUGCUUUUGACGACAUGAAGAAGGAGAUGGCCGUUCAAUUUCACGAAGGGCUUCCCACCCCAGAAGAGUUAGAUCAAUGGUUUGGACCGCGACAAGGAGGGUUGUUGGUGGUAGACGAUCUCAUGGAGGAAGGCGCCAACGACAAACGCGUGUUGCAUCUCUUUUCCAAGCACUCGCACCACCGCAAUAUUAGCGUGAUCUUCCUGUGUCAAGAUUUGUUCCCACCCGGAAAAUUUGCCAAGACGAUCUCGCGCAAUGCGCAUUACAUGGUGGCCUUCAAAAACCCACGAGAUCAGGUGGGCAUGCGCACCUUGGCGCUGCAGGCCUUUCCGACCGAAUGGUCGCACAUUCUCUACAACUUUAGUGAAUGCACGCAACGCCCUUUUGGUUAUUUGAUGCUCGACUUG